This is a messenger RNA of Linnemannia hyalina, 537 nucleotides long. The record is from the annotation of a GenBank genome assembly. NCBI's taxonomy places the organism in Eukaryota, Fungi, Mortierellomycota, Mortierellomycetes, Mortierellales, Mortierellaceae.
AUGGCAUUCAUUCUCAGGAAGGCACUUCUCAGGACAGUCGUCACAGCUGGCUCCAGGAUCGCCCCCCGCCUGCAGCAGACUUCUAGAACCGCAGUCGCCAUCAGCUCAUGGCGCUCAUUCACCUCAAAGUCUGACUCAACAACCCCUCCUACCCCCGUGUUGGACCACGACGAUGCCCGCGAUAUGGACCCAGACGGUUUCCAAACCCCCUACACCAACCUGCCCCCACUCCCACGCGACCCUAACGAGUCUCUCCAGACGAUCCGCGCCCGCCUGACUUACCAAUCCCGCAAGCGUGGUAUUCUCGAGACCGAUCUGAUCCUUUCGACUUUUGCCAAGGAGUUCCUCAACAAGUUGUCGUUGGAGGAUUGCAGGAGACUGGACAAGUUCAUGGACGAACCUGAUUGGGAUAUUUAUUAUUGGGUGACGGGAAAGAAGGAGGUUCCUGAGAAGUGGAAGGGGGAUCCGGUGUUUGACAUGAUUGUUAAGCAUGCCAAGAAUGAAGGUCGUGUCGUCCGAUCCAUGCCUGCUCUCUAA